UCAUUCCAAGCACCACGUGCUCCUCUCCUCCAACCCACGCCCACGCCCACGCCCACGCACUACCUCCCUCCCUCCCUCCCCCGGAGCUCCGCCAAGCCACCGCACCGCCAUGGGCGAGGACAAGAAGGAGAAGCCGGGCAAGGCUGACGGCGGCGACCACAAGAAGGACGCCGCGGCGCCGCCCCAGCCCAUCGUGCUCAAGGUCGACUUGCAUUGCGCCGGCUGCGCCACCAAGGUUAAGCGGGCCAUCAAGAACGCCCCUGGCGUGGAGUCGGUUAAGACUGAGACGGCGGCAAACAAGGUGGUCGUCACCGGCGCGGCGGACGCGGCCGAGAUCAAGGAGCGCAUCGAGGCCAGGACCAAGAAGCCCGUUCAAAUCGUCUCCGCCGGAGCCGCAUCGCCCAACAAGGACAACAGGGACAAGGACAAGGACAACAAGGCCGGCGCCGGCGAUAAGCCGGAGAAAGAGAAGAGCAAGGCAGCAGACAAGGAGAAGGGCGGUGGCGGUGCCGGUGCUGAGAAAAAAGAGAAAAAGGUGGAAGCCGCCGACAAGCCCAAGGAGGAGGAGAAGAAACCAAAGGAGCCCAAAGAGGAGACCGUGACGCUCAAGAUCAGGCUGCACUGCGACGGCUGCAUCGACCGCAUCAAGCGCCGCGUCAACAAGAUCAAAGGAGUGAAGGAAGUGACGGUGGACGCUGCCAAGGACCUGGUGAAGGUGACUGGCACCAUGGACACAGCCGCCCUGCCGGGCUACCUCAGGGACAAGCUCAGUCGGCCGGUGGAGGUGGUCACCCCCGGCAAGAAGGACGGCGACAAGGAAGACGACGGCGAGAAGAAGAAGGACAAGGGCGCUGGCGCUGGCGAUGGCGGCGAAAAGAAGAAGGACGGCGGUGGCGGCGGCGAGGACAAGAAGGACAAGUCCGCGGCGUCCGUGGCGCCGAUGCCCAUGGCGGACCCGAGCAUGUACCAGAUGCCCCCACAGUACGGCUACAUGCCGUACCCCCCGGCGCCCGUCGGCUACUACGGCGCGGCGCCGCCGCCGCCGAACCCCGGCUUCUACCCGAACGCCGGGCCCCAGUACCCGUCGCCCUACGCGACGUACCCCGCCCACGCGCCCCAGAUGUUCAGCGACGAGAACCCCAACGCCUGCUCCGUCAUGUGAGCUGCCAUGCCACGCCACGCCACGAGCCGAUGAGCACGACGCCAAGCCCAGAGUCGCCGCAAGCAGUAUGAAUCAAACCAGAGAAGCACGGCCUGGGUUUGGCGCGCGGUACCAUUAGCCUAGCUAGCAGCUGGUAGUUACGUAGCUUAGCGCACCGAGAAUUAGCAGACAUGUACAUGGCGACAGCGAUCCCGUCCCGCGAUGUAAUGUAAUGUAAUGUUCCACGAUCCAUCCGAUAAAUUUUGGCCCUGCACUCGUUAAUUAUAACAAACAAUCGUUGUUGUCA
This is a messenger RNA of Triticum dicoccoides, 1448 nucleotides long. RefSeq names its product heavy metal-associated isoprenylated plant protein 3-like. The coding region runs from base 110 to 1162 and encodes 350 amino acids. Lineage: Eukaryota; Viridiplantae; Streptophyta; Magnoliopsida; Poales; Poaceae. The record is from RefSeq and is a predicted model, not a curated record. The transcript has 4 exons. Gene Ontology annotation, molecular function: metal ion binding.